AUGGCUAUAAACGACGAGCUUGUAUACGAAGUUAAUGAAAAGGGUGAGAAUGUUCUCGUUAAAUCGAUAAAUUCAGAUCACCAAGCGUAUCUUCGCUUCACAAAUCUAACAUCGCGUCCGGUGGACGUGUGGUGGCGUGAUUUUGCUGGGAAGAAACGAUUUUACGAGCGGAUGGAGCCGGGUGCGUUCUACGAUAUCAACUCGUACUUAACACACCCUUGGGAGUUCACUGACGCAUCGACCGGGGAGCACUACGUGAUCAACAACAAGUUCGUAUUCAGGGCACCGGAGCGCGCGGGCGACCUCCGGUACCGGACGAACUGGAACAUCACCGUGUCUGUGCGCUCCUUGAAGAGCACGGCUAUGUUGACACUGGCGUCGCUGCUGCCCAACCCAGAGGCAGCUUCUGAGCUGGACCUGCCUAACAUAUUGUCCCGAGAGCUGGCAGAGCUGGCUGCUAGCAUGCGCAGACAGCCUCCUGUAGAGGAGAACCCUGACAACACUUGGUGA
Spodoptera exigua (beet armyworm) is the source of this 510-nucleotide messenger RNA. The record is from the annotation of a GenBank genome assembly. Lineage: Eukaryota; Metazoa; Arthropoda; Insecta; Lepidoptera; Noctuidae.